GAGCGGCCGGAUCUCUGCAGCUGUUUGUCCGGUUCUCUUGCCACCCCACUCGAGCCCAUCUUCUUCCCCCAUGAGCGCUGUGUGCUGUUUUCUAGCCUCCCUUGUCUUCAGCUUGGUGCACCUUUAUUGAACCUGCCUUUCUGGAGCCGGCGUCCCCUCGCCUUGGCUGCCCCCAUUCACGGUCGGCCAACCCUCCCUUGCACCGCCGCGAUCGAUAGUGCCUCUUCUUUACCGGUUGCCUUUUCUCUGAGGCCAGACCGUCAGCUCUUUAGGGCAUGGUUCUUGUCUCAUUCGGAGCACGCUGAAGAGAGCUUUGUACAUGGCAGAUGCUGGGGAAGAUGCUUAUCCAAGGGGGUGCAUCUCUCCCGGUAUCCUGGGGGUCCAAUUUUCUAAGCCUUCCCCACCAAAAUCCCAACAGCAAAAAGUCUCGACCAAGGAAGAAAUCUUUCCUGUUUUCUGCUCUGUAUGCUGCCUUUAUCUUUGGUGGUCGGCACCUGAUGAACAAACGGGCAAAGUUUGAACUGAGAAAACCAUUAGUGCUCUGGUCUCUGACCCUUGCAGUCUUCAGUAUAUUCGGUGCUCUUCGAACUGGUGCUUAUAUGGUGUACAUUUUGAUGACCAAAGGCCUGAAGCAGUCAGUUUGUGACCAGAGUUUUUACAAUGGACCUGUCAGCAAAUUCUGGGCUUAUGCAUUUGUGCUAAGCAAAGCACCCGAACUAGGAGACACGAUAUUCAUUAUUCUGAGGAAGCAAAAGCUGAUCUUCCUGCAUUGGUACCACCACAUCACUGUGCUACUCUACUCUUGGUACUCCUACAAGGACAUGGUAGCCGGGGGCGGUUGGUUCAUGACCAUGAACUACAGCGUGCACGCCGUGAUGUACUCUUACUAUGCCUUGCGAGCGGCAGGGUUCCGGGUCUCCCGCAAGUUUGCCAUGUUCAUCACCUUGUCCCAGAUCACUCAGAUGCUGAUGGGCUGCGUCAUUAACUACUUGGUCUUCUACUGGAUGCAGCAUGACCAGUGUCACUCUCACUUUCAGAACAUCUUCUGGUCCUCACUCAUGUACCUCAGCUACCUUGUGCUCUUCUGCCACUUCUUCUUUGAGGCCUACAUCGGCAAGAUGAGGAAAACAACGAAGGCUGAAUAGUGUUGGAACUGAGGAGGAAGCCACAGCUCAGGGUCAUCAAGAAAAACAAUAGACAAAAGAAAAUGGCACAAGGAAUCACACAUGGUGCAGCUAAAACAAAACAAAACACAUGAGCAAACACAAAACCCAACCCAAGGCAGCUUAGGGAUAAUAAGGUUGACUCAGCCCAGUAAGUUUAUGAUCCUUUUUGGGUGAGGACUCACUGAGUGCACCUCCAUCUCAAAGGACUGCUGCUGGAGACCCCAUUCCCUCCUUAACUGUCAGCUCUAGGGCAAAUGAGAACAAAAGUGAGCCAGAGGCACGGAGAGAGGGAGAGCGAGAGAGAGAGAGAGAGAGAGAGAGAGAGAGAAAUAGAAGGUCAACAAAGGCUAUUAACACUAUAUGGAAAAAAAAAGUAUUUACUAAGUGUUAUAUUUCUCUAAGAAUGAAAGAAGUUUACUUAAGAAACUGUGCGAGCACAUACACACACAAUCCUUUCUAAUCUUUUUGGACACACAAUAGAAUAGAUACAAAAUGGAAGAGACACAGGGUGUAUAUCUAGGACAAUAAUGCUUUUGCAAAAAUUAAAGCCUUCUUAAGAAAGGCCAGUAGCUGUAGCCCCCGUGAGAAGAGAUGUCUUAAUCACCUCUCAUGAAAACGAUGUAAACAAUUGUAUUCCAACUACGAGAAGGACUGGUGUUUUUCCCUUCCUAGCCCAGUCUGGGGCUAGUGACUUUGCCAGAACCAAACGGGGCACAGUAUUUUUCCAAGGUUCUUCCUGGGAGGAUGGAAACAGUGCAGACCAGUUCCUAACGGGGCAGCUCCACCUCAGAGCACUUCUGAUGGUUUCACUGUAAUUUCCACUCUGAAAUGAGCUCUCAAGGAUUAUCCUUGGUUCGGGGGCCCCAGGCUUUUGAACGGAAGAGUAAAUACCGAAUAGCAAAGUUAAAACUCUACCAAAUGAUUUGAAAAUGGAUUCUGUACCACCUCUAAAAAGGGUCAGCCCCGUACCAUUCUUGAGCUGGGAAAAGGACAGUGGGGAAAGAUGGGAGCCCAGGAUCCAUCCAACAGACACACUCGGUAUACCCCCACUCUAUUUGACUUCACACACGCACUCAUGGCUUCCCAAAUGAAACCCUGUUGUACGGUCCAUAUGUUCUAUAUUUUUGUGAAUUUCACAAAGAAAUCUGCAGGGCUCUUCCUGAUAUUGGGUGAACACUGUGUUUCCGCAUCAUCUGCGUCUGCUCCCCGAGCGACGCAGAGGUGUGUAAAGUGCCCUCUGCUGGUCAAGUGGAGAUACUUCAACAAACCCUUCAUGGCAAGUUUGGCUGGAACAGGUGACAACAAAGGGCCCCCGAUACACUUAUCCUUCAAGUUUUCAGUGAUCUAAAACACUCGUCAUAUUUUUGGCCAAAUCAGAAGACCUUCCUCCUGCUUCAAGUCAGCUUCAGAAAUUUUUUUAAAAAGGACUUCUGCUCUGGAACUCAGAAAAUCAGCUUAUUAAGAGCCAUAUUCUCUAUAAAAAGAGAGAGAGAGAGAGAAAGAAAUGAAAGCUAGAUAAUAUAAUAUUAUCUGUAAUACUUCAGUCCUUUACAAGCCAAAUAAUGUGUCUACAUUCCUAGUAUUUCAAAGAAGCAAUUAUAUAAAAUCGUUCAAUGUGAUAUGCUAGUACUCUAAUCGGUUAAGUAGCUUCAUGAUUAGACAAACCAGAUGGCACGAUUAGCGGCUACACUUCAUAUAGCUCGUACAUGCAUCACUACACAUACGUGCACACAGAUGUGGGGUACACUCAACUUCAAAGCCCAGAUGAACAGGAACCCGUUUUUCUGGCUAGCAGAAAAAGAAAACUGUUGUUUAUCUUUUGCUUUCUUUGAGAGUAUACAGUAAAAGGGAUUUUUCAGAUUAUUUUUAUAUUAUUUUAGCUUUAAUUGUGCUGUCAUUCAUGAAACAGAGCUGCUCUGCUUCUGUCAGAGAUGACAAGGGCUUUCUCAGCAUCUUGUUUAUGUGUGGAAUUUGAAAGAAUAAAGUUUUAUCCCAUUCUGUGUGAAGGGUUUGAACAAUGAACAAAGAAUCCAUGCAAACCAGGUCAUGACCGCUAGACCCGGGGCGGGGCGGCGGGGGGGUUGGCGCUGGGCUAUGCAGGGAGGGAAGCUGUUACAUCUGUAUUAAAUUAUCGUGGGCAGUCUACGAUGUCUUGACGUUGGUUCUUAGAUGAGAAACAACUGAUGGAGGGAUGUGUUGUGAUUCUUAGUGUGGAAACCGACGUGAGCUAAAAGGAUAGGUCCUGCUAUAACAAUUACGAGGUUCUUAGGCUGCAUAUAAUGUUCUUUUGAGCUUUGAAAAGACAUGAUACUGUGCAAUAAGCUUUUUUUCUUAUAAAAGAAAAUGAGCAGAAUAUUUCACAUGAGAAAAAGGCCAAAUAGCUGACUUGAGCUUAAUUGAAGGACCAGUUCGAGCUUAGCUGGUUGAUUUAAUUAUUGAAUCCAUUGAUUAAUCAUUGGCCCUUUAAUGCAGGUUAGAAUAAGGAAAUGAGCAUAGACCUUAAAUAGACUCUAAAUGAUGCUUCCAAAGCACUUUGAUCUUGGUACAAUUUCAUACUUGUGUUCACUUGUGAGAUAACUUAGAAUUUUUUUUACAGGUUGAAUGUCUAAUAAAUAGUUUGUAAAUUGGCUAAAUAAAUCUAAAGGCUUUUCAGACAUUUCUCAUGGGAAGAAAGAAAAACAAAAAAAAAAAUUCUGGUAUUAGAGGUUCAAUACAUUGUUUUUAACAUCUCAGUUUAACUGCUUAAUUGUAUCAAGAUAAGAGGCUGGACCACUAGCCCAUGGCAAAUCUGAAUCCUACCAGAGAACUGACUGCCACACAGAUAAUCCUACUGUCAGUUAACAUUCCAGAAAAACUUGGGGCAGGCAAGUUUUCAGAACUGCCCCACUAUGCUGCAAUAGAUUAUCUUUCUAUUGGAGAUUUUCUACUGCAUUCCAAUCCCAUUAUGGUGAAAACGUUUCUGGAUUGAAAAAACAAACAUCCUUCAUUUCAUAUCUAAGUGCAUGUAAUUUGAUGCCCUCAGUCUGAGUAUCAACCCAAGUCUAUGAGUUUGCAAUGAAAAACAUUCUAAUGAAAAAAUGCUCUAUUCAUAGAACAGGAGGUUUGAUCUGGGUCUUCUAGUUUUGCUAAUGAGAAAAGAGGAAGCACUACGUUAUUUAAAUCCAUGCCAGGUCAAAGUACUGAAUUAAAAUCAUGUAUUGAGGUUAUUAUUCCAGAUGAUUUACUCUCACCCUUCUACUCACACUCUACUACAACAAUUGGAGGGGCGGGGUAGGGAUAAUACAUACAUAUAUGUUGCUCAAGGGGAAAGAAAGAAUUGAUUGGGUCCCUCUCACUUCCCCACCUCUCUACUAAUGUAGCUCAGGCCUGAGUCAGAAACUUCAUGUGAGGAGGGGUUUUGCAGAACUGAAUAGAAGAACACUUCUGGGAAAGAGAUCUACAGAUUUUUUUUUUUUUAAAUCAGAUGUGGUGUCUUUAUGAUAAAACCUCACAUCAAAGAAAUAAUGCACCUGGAGUCAACUACACUGAGUAGAAUGCUCCAGAAGCCUGGCCUCAUUCCCAGACUGCUAAAUUACCUGGGAGAGACAGCAUGCUCAGGUUAUAUCUUUUCUUUAUCCUGAUAAAACAGCCUCCCCUCAGAGACUACGUGUCGCACAACUGUCAGCUCCAGCACAUUCUGGGGGCUUUUUUUUUUUCCUCAGAGUUGUUGGACUGGCCAUGUGCUGAUUCAAGAGAGCUGUUAAUAGAGAAGAUCCGGGAGAUUUUUGCCUCCCAGAGCUCAGCACUUUGAGUUAUAUGUGGAUGGCCCAUGCCUGUCUCUCCCAUACACUUAUUUCCCUGAACAAGUUUCCAUCCCCGAGAGUGUAACUGAGUGAAAAUUUCAUGAGGAAAGCCCAGAACUUUCUGACAUUCCAGUCUUUGUUUCCAAUAACAUUUUGCUAUCAAUUCAGGAUGGUAGAGCCUAUGUUCAUGCUGUGAGUCCCUGUCCCCUGUAGCUUUCUUAAGUUGUUCUCUGUCUCAUAGGCAACGUCUGACUCUUUGUGCCUCAGACCCUUUAUCCUCAAGAAGAGAUUUUGCUAAGAAUGCCCCACAGGGUUUGGCUUGUAGCAUAUACACACUGAAAUGAGAGCUAAUAACGCAACCUUACACUCUUGUGCCAACAAUCCGUAUGAAGGUCCCAGUUUUCCAAUGAACCAGCAGGCGCUGUCUGCUGGUCCCCAAUACUUAAGUAAAACAAGUGUCAGUGCAGUUAGAGCUUCUUUUUUUUUUUUUUUUUUUUGAAUGCCACUUGUGACAGAAUCCCAUUAUAAACCUCCUCCAGCCAUGUGGCGGAACCCAUAGCUAAAGAAACCAGGGGGCGCCUGGGUGGCUCAGUUGGUUAAGCGACUGCCUUCAGCUCAGGUCAUGAUCCUGGAGUCCCGGGAUCGAGUCCCGCAUCGGGCUCCCUGCUCGGUAGAGAGUCCGCUUCUCCCUGUGACCCUCCUUCCUCUCAUGUUCUCUGUCUCUCAUUGUCUCUCUCGCAAAUAAAUAAAAUCUAAAGAAAAAAAAAAUUUUUAAAGAAACCAGUUAAGAACACCUGCGCAGAGCAUCAAAGAAUCUUCGCAAGCCUGUUGAAUCAUCCCGUUACUUUCCUCAUCCUCAGGUACUUUGAAAAUUCAGGACUCACAGAAGGAGGGAAGAUAAUCUCCAGGCUUCCCUUCCUCCUGAAUUACACUUAGAAAAAAGUGGAACAGAAGUUGUUCUAACACUGAAAGAGAGACAUUGGGAGCACCCCCAUGUGUGGGUUUGGGAAGGUCUUAAUAAAGGCAUUUUGAUUUUAUGUUGGGCAGACAAAAGUCUUGCAGUCAGAUACACUUCAGUGGAAAUCCAAACCCGAAACUACGUCGUAGUCAACUUUUCCUGAAGUAACUGGUUAGAUUAAAGAAACUGGUCCCAUACAUCAGGGUCAAGCCAUAACUGCAACCCAUUUAGGCUAGCAUUGCGGGGUCCUGACACCUGUUGGUGUUUAAACACUGUUACUUUCCCAACGCUUGGCAGCACUUGAAACUUCUCUCAGUGGGCAGAAAUCAAGAAGUCUCCAGAAGUAGCCUAAUAGUGCUCCCCACGCAUGUCCGUUUCAGACACGUCUGACUGUCUGGGCAUGUUCGGGCAGGAGGUUGCUUGCUGCUAACUUGAAAACCACUGGGAGCUUCAGCCUCUUCAGGGUCCCAGAGCCCAUAUUCAGAUAGAAGUUCACCCAUAUAAGCCUCAGAGAGCAAAUCACAGCAAUGUUGGAAUUGUUAUUUUCAAGUGCUUCUUUCACGACACUCAAAGAAAUAUUUUUUCUUGGUAUAU
Messenger RNA from Mirounga angustirostris (Northern elephant seal), 6500 nucleotides. It is a transcript of the gene ELOVL6, whose product is annotated as ELOVL fatty acid elongase 6. Gene Ontology annotation, molecular function: fatty acid elongase activity. Gene Ontology annotation, cellular component: endoplasmic reticulum membrane; endoplasmic reticulum. Gene Ontology annotation, biological process: sphingolipid biosynthetic process; very long-chain fatty acid biosynthetic process; fatty acid elongation, saturated fatty acid. Lineage: Eukaryota; Metazoa; Chordata; Mammalia; Carnivora; Phocidae. The transcript has 6 exons. Bases 327 to 1145 code for a protein of 272 amino acids. The record is from RefSeq and is a predicted model, not a curated record.